UACAGCCCAAAAAAACAACAACUCGACAACAGAUUGCGCUCUUAGCCCUUUAGCAACAAAGUACAAAAUCAACAAAAAUUUGAGAUUUUAGCCAAAGUACGCCUGUCUUAUGUUUCAUAAAUAAAUUGGAACUCACAAACGUAUACACCACUGUAGGUUUGUAUCAGCACUACUAAUUUUCUAGGAAAUAAUAAGUCCAAACGUAUUUCUUCUAACCUUUAGCGAUGCCACAGUACGACAGACAUGCUAAAAACAAAUCUCUUUGGGGUGAAGUUGGGGGUGUUGGGAACUGUAGUUUUCUCCAUAAAUUGACGCCGCAUACAGCAUACAAACGGGCAUCGUCUUCACUACGUUACCCAGAAAUCAACAGUGACACUAGGUGGUCGAUAGAUGUUGAGCGCCUUUGAAAAGGAUAAUUUUUUUUGUGUGACAUAAAAGCAAAAUGAACCGGAUUUCCAUGUAAUACACAAACUCUUCCAUAAUAAAAAAAAAAAUAGUUUUCAUUGAGUUUAUUUGUGAUGAAUUUAUCUGGAAUCCAUUAUUGUGGUUCCCCUCCCUUCUCCGCCAUGUUUCCUGUGAGUGAAGCUGGGAGCUAGCUAGCUUAACUCAGUAGCUAGCUGAGCCUUGAGGCUGCAGACUGUUGUGGGAAGGAGAUGCGAUGGAUGGUCCAACGACAAUGAGGCGUAGUGUAAAUAAACCGUGUCCACUUGGACACAUUUUGCUAAUAUUCCGUACCAGUGCACAAAUCGGAGCGCAGUGUGAGUGAUUGAGUUUGGCAGGAGGAGACAUUUUGUUAUUAUUUGAAGAUUAACGCUAGUUGAAGCUGUCUAAAUUGCUACCUUUUAGAGCUAGCACUUCCUCGCUGUCUAUAAUUGACUUCUGGAGUCUCUAGCCUCAGGAAUGUUUUCCAAAAAGCCUCAUGGGGACGUGAGAAAAUCAACACAGAAAGUGUUGGAUCCAAAGAAGGACGUCUUAACGAGGCUCAAACAUCUCAGAAUAGUCAUAGAAAAUGCAGAGCCACAGGAGCUGAAGCAGUUCUUUGACCACAAUUACUCCCAUAUAUACUAUGUUUUCUUUGAGAACUUUGUCACCAUUGAGCUUAGCCUCAAGCAAAAGGGUCAUAAGUCUCAGAGAGAGGAACUGGACUCAAUCCUCUUCAUUUUCGAGAAAAUUCUCCAGCUCCUCCCAGAGAGGAUUCAGGGUCGAUGGCAGUUUCACAGCAUCGGACUGAUCCUGAAGAAGUUGUUGCACAUCGGUAACUCUUUAAAGAUCCGCCGGGAAGGUUUGCGCUUGUUCCUGCUGUGGAUGCAGGCAUUACAGAAUAAUGCUCAACGUGAGCAACUCUGUAUGUUUGCCUGUUUAAUUCCUGGCUUCCCGGCUCCACUCUGCCAUGGGACUCCACGCACUUUGGACACGCUAAUUAACCCACCACUGAGUUUAACUGAGACUCAAGUAACCCCAGAAGAGAUCACCCCACUGGUACAUCCCCAGUCAGGUGACAAGAACCAGGAGGACCUUACUGCUUACUUCUUGGAAGCGCUAUUGAAAUACAUGGCCAAGUCUCUUGAGUGGCGUAAUAAAGAAAAUCAUGAACGUGGGUUCAGCUUCCUUUUUGGUCACUUUAGGAAGUUUUACCUUCACCACAUCUUUCCCAAUUUUGCUUUGGAAACUAGCCUCUACAACCCCAUAUUAGAGGUUCCUCCAAUGCGUCCCAAGCCCUAUUACAGUGUGGUGCGCAGAGAGCAGGAUGGUGGGGAAAUUAUCUAUUGUACCAAGGAAAGUUUCCUUCAGGCCCGGGUCAUCUUCAUCCGCUGGCUGGUUUCCUUUUGGCUGGAGCCACGACCCAACACACACACGCAGAUUCCAGGGACAGAAGGCGAAAACAUCCCUAAGAACAUACAGCGAGCAGCUGCUGGGCUUGCUGCUCGAUCUGCUGGCAGUUCAGAUGAAGGCAGCGUCACUGGUUUGCGGUCUGACAACCACCUUGAAGGCAGCGGGAAUUUCUCUGGGCCAGGGGGAGGAACCGUUGGUUUAGUUGGGGGUACCGGCCCCAUGGGGGAAUCGGAGCAAUGCCACUCCAACACAUCUACGUUAACAGAGCGGGAACCCAGCUCUUCCUCACUGUGCUCUAUGGAUGAAGAACAGCUGACAGACAUGGAGGUGGUGAGAAGAGUCCUGACCAGCUCGAGAACCAGCAUCAACUUCAUCACUGAGAUCUUCAGACAGGCAUUUCUCCUUCCAAUGUGUGAAGCUGCAGCAAUGCGGAAAGUGGUCCGUGUGUACCAGGAGUGGAUCUCCAUGGAGGACAAGCCAGUAUUCAUGAAGGAGCCCGAGGAAGGCCUCUAUCCAAUAGCAACAGCAACUAGUAUGGAUACUGGCUCAGAUAAGGAUGAUGAGGGAAUAAAUAAAAUGAUUGAUAGUGAAUUGUUGGAGUAUAGCGUUCAUGCAGGAGUUCAGACUACGCUACAGGUAUUUAUUACCCAUUCCUCCAAUGUUUUUUUAAUGGAGCCAGCCAACGAUAUCAAGUUCCUUUUAGAGGAGCAUGUUGACAUGUGCAAGCGAGUAUUAAACAUCUACCGCAGCCUUGUCAUGCAUGAAACCAUGGACCAGAAAACAUGGGAGCAGAUUUUACUUGUUUUAUUGAGAGUGACAGAGUCAGUAAUGAAGAGACCUCCAUCCAUCAUGCCUCAAGGAAAAAAGAGCAACACAUUGUCGGGAAGGCUGGCUGGUCCCAUCUUUCAGACAUUGAUUGUAGCCUGGAUUAAGGGAAAUUUAAACGUCUACAUAAGCAGAGAACUAUGGGAUGACCUCCUCUCAGUUCUCUCUUCUCUUACCUGCUGGGAGGAACUGGUGACUGAAUGGUCUCUCACGAUGGAGACUCUCACUAAGGUGUUGGCCAGGAACCUGUACACUGUUGACUUGAAUGAACUACCCCUUGACAAACUCAGUGAGCAAAAACAGAAGAAACACAAAGGAAAAGGUAUAGGUUCAGAAGGCCAACGGCAGAUAGUGGAUCGUUCCUUCUCUAAAGGUUGGAGUAGAGACCAACCAGGUCAGGCAGCUGCCAUGAGACAACGCAGUGCCACUACGGCUGGUUCACCAGGUAUCGAAAAGGCCAGAAGCAUUGUCCGCCAAAAAACUGUAGCCCUGCGUAGCUGUUCUACAGGGGACUCUCUGCUAUCCUCAGCCUUUAUCCGCAGUGCCAAGAGUGCUCCUGCUCUGGCUCCGCCUCUUCCUGUCCUCCUUCACCACCACCACCCUUUACUACCCCCCCUUGCCGACCAACUGGCAGACCUCGAGGACCCGCCAAUCACGCUGACUUCUCGCUCAUCUCGGAUGCGCCACUCCUCCCAGAGCGAGGAGGCCCCUCCAACCUCUUGUUCGGAGGUAUUCCAGGGUGGAGCUUGUGAACCAGAUAACUCGGCCCCUUCAUCGCUCGCAAGGAGCAGCAGUGCCUCUGACAUCAUGGAGCCCUUUAUCGCCGAGCGGGUCAAAGGUGAAGACCCACAGGGGGAUCCUAGUACAAUUGUAAAACCCUGUCACCCCACUGCUACUACCUUACUUGCAACCAAUAGCCAUGCAGCUCAGCAACUCCCAUGUCCUUUCCACUCCUCCUCUCCUACCCCUCUUUCACUCCGCAAUGGUGUUAUUUCAUCAACUUCCGGGGGACUAGAGGAUGUGAGUGAGUAUGACGGCAUUGGCUGUCAAAGCCGAGAUUCAAGUUCUGAUUGGGUAAGCGGUUGGGAUUCUGCCUUUACUUUUUCUGCUGAUAAGGAGAUUGAUGUAGCGGAGAAUGAAGUAGGCUCUGUAACAAAUGAGGAUGAUUUAUUUACCUCAAUUAGGGACUAUCUCACCCACAAAGCAGCAGAGAGAAAUGAGGCAGCAAGUUUAGCAACAGGUCUUCCUUUAGAAAAUGACAUUCGAGCUUCUGUACCAUUGAAAACUGAUACGACUACUGGGGAAACGGAAUUCAUACGAGAGGCACAAAAGGUGGUUGACAGACAGAUAUCUAAGGAAGAUAGACAGGUAAGUAUUUCAGUUAGACACGGUAGUGAUGAGUCAACAGAGGAGAUUGAGGCAGAACAGCGCAGUAUCUACGAGUGUCUUGAAAUGCAGUGUCAGUGGCCCUCGUUUGGUGCGAAAGGGAACUUUGAAGGACGCAAUGACGAGGUGGAAAAAGGGGAAGCAGUUGAAGGAAAUGCCACAGAAGGAGCAAAUUGGGAUGGAAAAUAUGAUUAUUGGAGGGAAAAGGGAGGAGAUAAAAAGGAUGAUAAAGACAUUGCCACGAACAAAAAGCCCUGUUUAAAUAAACAAGACCCAAACACAGUAGAGCCUACCAGUGAAGCAAUUCGUACUCCCCAACAUUCAGAUUCAACCAAACCCAAGAUGACCCGUAACCUCAAAAAGCAUCACUCCGGGAGCGUCCACGUUAGCUUCAGACCUUCCACUGAAUCAGUUCAGUUCCACAACCCCCUUGAGAAUAAAGAAGCCCACUGGAAAGCUAGACUGCGUCGGCUCAGUCACUUUCACACACACAGCCACUCUGCUGGUGAUAGGCCCGGAGCAGGGACAGGAACAGGGGGGAAGCAGGGAACAGGAAAUGCAGGUAAGUUUGCCUCUGUGGCUACUAUUGGUCACAAAGUAGGUGGCCAUGAGAGACUGGCAGUGGAUGUCACUGUAGCUCAGGGUACUGGCCUUGAUAAAAGGAUUGGCACUGGAGCAGGGGACAAGGACAAACAGUAUCCUGGACCGUAUGUUGGAUCCAAUUCGGUGCAUGAGACACAUUUUGAGGUCAUACCAAGCACUUCCGCUGUCUCAUCGGGUGUGCGAGGCCGACUGGGACGGUCUGCCUUGCGUUCUCGGGCUUCCCGGUCUCGCUCCCAGGAGCCCGGCAGCUCCGUCUCCCGACACCACCAAGGGGCGCUUCUCGGUGGGGUGUAUAAGACUGUGGUUCACGCAUUGUCCUCCAAGCCCCGUCCCCGCGGUCAGGGGUCAUCCCAAGGUUCGUCGCCACAGCGGCAAGGGCGGGCUGCAAUGGGCGAUGCUUCAUUAAGAGACCUCUACUCCCAUGUCCUCGGCUACUUUGGACGAAAGUCUACCACGGCAGCCAACAAAGAGGAGGUGCUACAGAAGGCACGCCCAGUUUCAACUGAUAUUGGAAACAGCAAUCCUAAUUUCUCUGAUCUCAUGGAUGAGUUCAUCCAGGAAAGACUAAGAGCUAAAGGAACAGUGGAGCGCCGUGGCAGCAGUCCAGGUAGUCUAGAAGUUCCUCAGGACCUGCCUGAGCUAUUAGAAGCUGGCCAGAGUCCUGGAUCUCGACCGCCUGAUGACCUCAGACCAAUUGAUGAUCCAGGGGUUCCAUCAGAGUGGACAUCUCCUGCCAGUGCUAGUGGCUCAGAUGUUGUCAGUUCUGACAGCCAAUCUGACUCAUUUAAUGCAUUUCAAUACCCCACAUGCAAGUUUGAUAAUUUUGCAUUUAAUUCGGAAAUCUGUGGCGGUGAAGAUCGAGGAAGCUCGUUGGACCAGGACAGUCUGGGAGGGGGUGUUGCUUGUGAUGAACAUGAAGUAGCAAGUUUGACGACGCUUCAUAUUGACUCUGAGACCAGUAGCCUUAGCCACACAGUCACUGUCACUGGUUCAGAGAGUGCGUCUCCCAUGCAUUCUCUCGGGGGCUCUCGUUCCCAGACACCUUCCCCGGCUACAUUAACAGCAGACCAUAUCACGCGUGCACACUGUCACUCACACACACACUUGCAGCUAGAUGAAAAACUUCACAACUCUGUGCUGCAGACUCCUGAUGAUCUAGAAACCACUGAAUUUCCCGGGGAGGAUUGUAGCGUCAUGGCAGGUGGUUCCCUCACUGGAUGGCAUGCAGAUGUUGCUACAGUCAUGUGGCGGAGAAUGCUGGGUAUAUUAGGGGAUGUGAAUUGCAUUAAAGACCCAGAGAUCCAUGCUCAGGUGUUUGACUACCUGUGUGAGCUUUGGCAAAACCUUGCAAAGAUCAGAGAUAAUUUGGGUAUUUCUCAUGACAACCAGUCAUCACCACCACCACCUGUUCUGAUCCCACCUCUUAGAAUCCUUACUCCCUGGCUCUUUAAGGCCACCAUGUUGACUGAACGUUACAAACAGGGAAAGCUUCAUGCCUAUAAGUUGAUCUGCAGGAUAAUGAAGAGACGACAAGAUGUGUCGCCAAACACAGACUUUCUUACUCACUUUUACAACAUUAUGCAUCAAGGAUUGCUGCACCAAGACCAGGACAUUGUGAAUACAAUUAUCAAGCACUGCAGUCCCAGGUUCUUCAGUAUUGGUCUACCUGGAGCCACCAUGUUGAUACUCGACUUUAUCAUCGCAGCUUCUCGAGUCACCUCUUGCUCAUCAUUAAAUGCUCCAAGAGUCGAAGCCCAGAUCCUUCUUGGAUCUCUUGUCUGUUUUCCAAAUUUCUUUGGGGAGCUUCCUGCCCUUUGCCCCACCACAGCUGAUGUUGCACUUACAAAGUUCCCUGACGUCAAGGAGCACAUUAUCAAAACUAUACUUACCUCUGCCAGGGAUGAACCCUCUGCUCCUGCCAGGUGUGUAGCUUUGUGCAGUCUGGGCAUCUGGCUGUCUGAGGAGCUGGCUCAUGGGACUCAACAUCCACAAAUUAACGACGCUCUUAAUGUCAUCUGUGUUACUCUAAAGUACACCAAUAAGAAUGUGGCACUGGUGGCAUCAGACAUCCUUCACCUUUUGAUCAGUUACGUGGAUCAUCUUCAAAAAUUUCCGAUUGACACUCCAAAAAAGAUAGUUGAGAUUUUGAUCGCCACCAUUACACACUUGCUACCUACUACUGAGUCCUCUCCUCAUGAGCUGGAUAAGAGGCUGGUCGUGUCCCUUCUGUUGUGUCUGUUGGACUGGGUGAUGGCUCUCCCUCCAAAGACUCUACUUGAACCUGUUCGAACGCGAAGCCCCCCAGAUAAGGACCAGCCUCUGAAGACCCUGCUCAGCUGCAUUUAUAAGGUUUUGCAUGGCUGUGUGUAUGGAGCCCAGUCUUUCAGCAGCCCAAAGUAUUACCCACUGCAGCUCUCAGAUUUGUCAAGCUCAGACUAUGAUCCGUUUUUGCCAUUGGAAAGCCUUAGGGAGCCUGAACCGCUGCAUAGUCCGGAAUCUGAACGCUCCAGCAAACUGCAACCUGUCACUGAAGUCCGUAGUCGUAUCCAACAGGGUCUGGUUUCCAUUGCAGCCAGGACUGUUAUCACCCACCUUGUCAACCAUCUAGGGCAUUACCCAAUGUCUGGGGGGCCUGCUACACUCUCCAGCCAGGUGUGUGAAAACCAGGACAACCCUUACUGUGAAAGUGCAGAUCUUGGCCCUGAGCUCUUCCACUCACCAAAUCUACAGUUCCUGUCAUUGAAUGGCUCUACGCUGCUUUCAGUGCUUCAGAUUCGGUCAGAGUCUGGUGUACCGGGAGGUGGAAUGACAGCUGGUCUGUCCUCUGCUCCUGCUUGUGUUCGUGUUAUUAUUCGGGAUGUAGCCGGAAAACACUCCUGGGACUCUGCUGUACUCUACGGGCCUCCACCAUGCUCCCCAAGCAGCCCAGCGCACACAAAAUUGACACACAACCAAUCCCCUCAUGGUGUGAAUCUCAUUCUUCACACCCCAACCCAAAAGAUCAAAGAGGAGCGGAGAGAAGGCAGUCAGGAAGACCGGCUUAAAGAGUCAGAGAAUGGAGGAAGUGCGAUAGACGCACUAAGUCCUGAGCUGGAGGGAGAUAUGGAUGAGGACAACGAAGGGAGUAAUGUUGCAGAUAAAGAAACUGUGCGACUGCAAGGAGGUCAGGGGGAAGGGGAGGAAAAGAAACAGGUGGAGGGGAGCAAGGAACAAACUGUGAACAUGGUCGAGGCUGGCUUUGAGCAACUUCUAGCACCACCAUUGGCAAAACGGGUAUGUCGGGAAGUGGUUCCGUCAUGGAAUACUCUGACGGAUGGAGAUGAUGCUCUGGAUGAAAUGCUGCAGUACCUCGGAUACUCAAGCCCUGAGUGUCUACAGAGAGCGGGAUUGCCACUAAAUAUCCCGGUUCCGCCUCCAGCUUGUGUUUCAGAGAAGCAGGAGAAUGAUGUCAUCAAUGCUAUCUUGAAGCAAAGUGCAGCGGAGCGAGAGUUUGUCCUUCAUAGAGGUGAGGAGUUGAAUAUGAGAGCAGUGGAACAGAGCGAGCCAGAUACUCAAACACCUCAGUCAGCUUUUUACUACUGCAGGUUACUAAUCAACAUCCUGGGACUGAACUCAUGGGAAAAGAGGAGUAACUUUCAUUUAUUGAGGAAGAACGAGAAACUUUUGAGAGAGCUGAAAAACCUCGACUCACGGCAGUGUCGGGAGACACAUAAAAUAGCAGUUUUUUAUGUAGCUGAAGGACAAGAGGACAAACACUCUAUACUCACCAACACCACAGGAAGCCAGGCAUAUGAAGAUUUUGUUUCUGGAUUGGGUUGGGAGGUGGAUCUCACCACCCAUUGUGGUUUUAUGGGAGGACUUCAGAAGAACAGGAGUACAGGCCAGACCACACCUUAUUAUGCCACAUCAACGACAGAGGUCAUCUUCCAUGUCUCGACCCGAAUGCCACACGACCAGGACCACAAUCUCACUAAAAAGCUGAGACACCUGGGUAAUGAUGAGGUCCAUAUUGUUUGGUCAGAACAUUCCAGAGACUAUCGGCGAGGAAUCAUCCCUACGGAGUUUGGUGACGUGCUCAUUGUCAUCUACCCAAUGAAAAACCACAUGUACUCGGUCCAUAUCCUCAAAAAGCCAGAGGUACCCUUUUUUGGUCCACUGUUUGACGGCGCCAUUGUGGACAUGAAGAUUUUGCCAACAGUGGUCAGAGCCACAGCUGUGAAUGCCAGCCGAGCGCUGAAGUCACUCAUUCCUCUCUACCAGAAUUUCUAUGAGGAGCGUGCACGAUACUUGGAAACUAUUGUGCAGCACCAUCAGGAACCAACCACCUUUGAGGAUUAUGCUGCCCGCGUCUACAGUCCAGCUCCCUGCACUCAUCUGCCGACUGACACAGAUGAGCACAGUGUUAUGUGUCUAUUGGUGCCUAAACCGCUGGAUAGUUUUAGACUCAGGGUGAAAGGCAAAGGUUUGAAGCAGAAAGUCCUUCAUGCCAGCUGUGAAUGGCUCCUGCCUCGAGAUUCUUCGGUCAGAAAGUCCGGCACUUGGGGAGGCCGGGAGCGACUCGGCCUCCCCCAUGUCUCCUCGAACUAGCAAGACGCGCAUGUCCAUGAAGCUUCGGCGUUCCUCCGGAUCGGCCAACAAGACUUGACGCGGCACGUGCAUAUCACAUUCUAUUUUCUCUGGAUCUGGACAAGAUUCAUCCUGGACUUAAAAAUAAUUCAGAAAAGACAUUGGGUAGUCUUGACACAAUUUGGAUGUCAAACUCGUAUGCUUUUAAUUAUUCUAGGCUGCCUGUGCUACUGUAUUUUGUGGAAUAUACUACUUUGAACCCUAACUUUAUUUUAGAACUGCACUCAGCCACCUGCUUUUGUAUUCAGCCAUGAUGGACUUUCAACCAGCUGUUAGGAGUAGUAUUGCACCGAUACUCGUAUCGGUACCGAUAUGCCAUUUGUCACGCUUUCCAAGAUGAUAGACGUUCAAUCGUGUGGUGUCCAAUGAGCUAAUGAACAAUUCUGCUCAUUCGUUGUCAUCCCUCUCACUUGAAAUGGAUUGGACAUCUAGAACCGUCAAUGGCAGAAAAGGAGUUAAGCAGUGUCCGACCAUGCCAUGAUAAAAAUUACUUGAGUGUUAAGAGUAAUUUAGUAUUGAAAGAAAGACAUUAUUUUUUCCCAAAACUGUGUCGGUACACUAUAGUCAUUGGCUGAUACCACACAGCCGAGUGUUGGAAUCGGUUUCGGGAGCCAAAAAAUGGUAUCGGUGCAACACGGGUUUGGAGAAUCGUCGCUCUUGAAAAGAGAUACUGUAUAGUUGUAUUAUUUCAGUGGAAAGUUGCAUGAAGCUAUAAGUAUUUCUGUUCUCAGUGCAGUGUUGCGUCUAUGAAGUUAAAGGUUUCUUAAGUUAGUAGUCAUGGAUGAAAUUACUGGCACCCCUGGAAUUUUUCCAGAAAAUAUCACAUUUCUCACAGAAAUUAAUACAGUUACAGAUGUUUUCAGUAUGAAUGUGUUUAUUCCUUGGAUGUGCGUUGGAAAAACACAAAACAGCUGAGAAAAAAAGUCAAAGUUGACACAAAAUUUUAGACAAAACUCAAAAAAUAGGCUGGACAAAACUGUUGGCACCCUCACCUCAAUAUUUGGUUGCACAUCGUUUGGAAGAAAUAACCGAAAGCAAUCGUUUCCCAUAACCAUCAAUAGAGCUGGGAAUCUUUGGGCACCUAACGAUUCGAUUAUGAUUACGAUUCAGAGGCUCUGAUUCGAUUAUAAAAUGAUUAUUGAUGCACCCCCCUCCUUUUUUUUAAAUUUUUUUAAAAUGUUUUGUACAUUAGUUCCAAAAUUGUUCAAAAAUCCUCUCAGGCUAAACCAAACUACUAUUUCAGUAUCAAGUUAACAUAUAGCAGUAAACAAAUAUACAAAAAUAACAGUAAAUAAAAAACUCCAGUCCCCAUUCUGUAUCAGCAGUUUUAAACUACAUUCAAUUAAUAUAAUGUUGUGAAUCAACCGUUAAAGUUGUUAAAAUUGCUCCCGUUAUUCCAUAAGUUCCCUUUUGUCUACUUUCGACAUGUGAAAGUUUUAAAACUAUUUUAAAGAUAGAUUCAAGUCAAUGUUUUACCGAUUUAGGAGUAUUUUAGAUAAAAAGUUAACUAGGUUCGCUUGGAAGGUUCGCUACAACAGCCUUGCAGGGAAGUGUAUUGCUUUAAGAUGGCAGCCGUUUACUAACGCCCACAUCUAGCUUUUUGUAGAUGUGCUGCUAACGCUACCGAAUCUAAAUUGCAUCUAGUCCUAUAUAAAUGAUAUCUACCGUAACAUUAUGUGGAUGUACUUUGUAGCAGCUGUCGGCAGCAGUCAGGUAUGUUGUUGUUUUUUUUUCAUCUCGCAGCAUGAGUUGAGCUAGAGCCAUGAGUUGAGCAUUGGCAUUACCCGAGGGGCCGGGUAAUAACAAGCAUGAUGUUUAGCUACUCUUGCUUCGUUCCUCAUUGCGUCCCGAAGAUCGCGCGGCGCGCUGAGUGUGUUUUACUUCCGCUUUACUUGGCAUAUUUCAAUAAUCGGAAUUUGGAUGUUUGUGAAUCGUUCUCGAAUCUUCCACGGCCGAAUCACGAAUAAUCUAAGAAUCGGAAAUUUCGCACACCUCUAAUAGGCACUGUGUUCUUUUCUUCGUAGGCCUCAUUCAUUUUUCUGGCACUGGGUGCUGGUCUCCAACCAUUUCUUGGUGCUAUUUGAGGUCUUGACCUCAAAUUUUGGUUUAUUGGUCUAUUUGACCUCUGACGCAGACCUGGUUUUCUGACGUUACACCCUAUAAUCCGGCCCAAAACAUUGUAAUAGUCUGCAUAUUUCAUGACUCCUUGCACACUGUCAAGGCACCCAGUGCCAGAAAAAAGAAUGAGGCCGACAAAGAAAAGAACACAGGGCCUAAAGUCAAAACAUGGUGGAUGUCCAAUGAUGUUUUGGGGUAGUUUUGCUGCCUCUGGCACUGGGUGCCUUGACAGUGUGCAAGGAGUCAUGAAACCUGGAGACUAAAUGUUUUGGGCCGCAAUGUAAGAUGUAGUGUCAGAAAAUUGAGUCUGCGUGAGAGGUCAUGGGUGAUUCAACAGGACAAUGACCCUAAACAUACCUCAAAUAGCACCAAGAAAUCGUUGGAGACAAAGCACUAGAGAAUUCUGAGGUGGCCAUCAAUGUGUCCGUACUCCGUAUCUAAAUCCAUGUGAACCCCUAUGGAGAGAUCUAAAAAUUGCUGUUGUAAGAAGGAACCCUUUAAAUCUGAGAGACCUGGAACAGUUCGUAAAAAAAGAGUAGUCCAAAAUUCCAUGUGCAUGGAACUUGUUGAUGGUUAUAGGGAGCGACUGCUUUCUGUUAUUUCUUCUAAAGCAGGGGUGUCCAAACUUUUUGCAAAGGGGGCCAGAUUUGGCGUGUUAAAAAUGUGGGGGGCCAACCUUGGCUGACGUCCUUUACAUAGAACAAUAUAUUUAAGCAAAAUUUAACAAGCCAUUCAGUGCUUCAGUAUUUGCUUCAUUACUUUUUUAAUGAAUAAUUUCAACAAUCUCGCAACUAGCCUUUGUGGCAUUCUCUUUCGACUCUCGGGCUCUUGCAAAAUACUACUGCUGUGAAAUUAAACUAGCUUCAAGUUGCUUCAAUUUGUCGCUGCGUAUCUACCCUGUAAUCUUGUCGUACAUGUCGGCGUGUCUUGUUUGGUAAUAUCGCCUCACAUUGAAAUCUUUAAAAACAGCGACUGUCCCUUUACAAAUGAGGCAAGAAACAGUUAUUGCAUAUUUUAGUGAAGAAAUAGUUCAAUUUCCACCUAUCCUUGAAGCGUCGGCCGUCACAGUCAACUUUUUUUUGUUGAUUGUCGCCAUUUUAGAAAAUGGAAGUAAUGGGUCACAUGGAGUAAUGUUGCUUAGCCCUUAAAUACCUGCAAUAUGAAGCAAUUAUCAGAGAAUCCCAAAAAUGUAAAAAUAAGGUCCUAAUGAAACGUGUUUUUUAAAUUUGUAAAAAGAAAAGUAAAAUGAAUAUGUGUAAUAAGUGCUCUAAUAUCUAUAACCCAUGCUAAGUCAUGUUUUUUUCUCAUGGAACCUGCAGAUGCAUGUGUUGACUUACAUCCAUCAUUUUUUUUCUUCAAAAAGAAAUGUCAAAAUUCUAAAUUAGUCUCAAAAUCAUGAAAUUUUAGGUGUAUCAAAUGUGAUACAUUUGGCAAUAAAGGGUUAAAGUGCUGCUGCCUUUUAGUGGGUAAAUGAGGAGCAGCAUUUCGUGUGUAAGCUACUUCAUAUGCUGGUUGCAGUACUGCUAACCAAUUUAUUAAGUCUGUGUGCGGGCCAGACGUUAUUGAUUUUAUGACAGAGGCCAGGGGCCGGAUGAAAUUUGACUACGGGCCACAUUUGGCCCCCGGGCCGGACUUUGGACAUGUCUGUUCUAAAGGAUGCGCAACCAAAUAUUUAGUUGAAGGGUGCCAAGAAUUUGGUCCAGCCCAUUUUUUUGCAUUCUGUGUAAAAUUGUGUACAUUUUGGCUUUUCUCUUCAGCUCUUUUGUUUUUCCAAUGCAAAUCCAAAAAAAUAAACACAUUCAUACUGAAACCAUUUGUAAUUGCGUCAAGGUCUGGGAGAAACUGUAUUUUCUGCAUAAAUUCCGGGUGCCAAUAAUUUUGUCCAUGACUGUAAAAUGGUCAAAUGUAUAAAGAAACUGAAAAAAUGAUUUGCCAACAAUAGAAAACUCGAGCCAAAAACACACAUUUUGUAUAUUUAAAGGUCAAAUAGAACAAAUGAGCUGUAGUCAUUUUUGCUGCAAAGCACUGAUGUUUAUUUCAUUUUUUUUCUCCAGUUACUUAAGUUGCUGGUUAUUUUCUGCUCCUUUCAAGGCUUUUGUUACCCUUGUCAUUCAGCGCAACGGAACACUUCAUCUUCCUUUGCGUCAUGAGUAUAAAUGUAUAUAUUAGAUAUAUUAUCUGUUAUGUGAAAAUAGUCGCUGCAAAAACCAAAUGUGGAUUCAUAUUGCAACAUUCAAUGCUUUUAUAACAACACUUCAGUUGAAUGCAGAUCCAGAAAUCAAAAUACUCCACUAUUAUGACACGGUCAUUGAAUAAAGAGCUUGUGGAUCACUUGCUAAUGUUGCUAAACACAAAGUAGAAGUGCCUUAAAUUGAAAAUAUAUGAGGCGUCAAAGCACUUACACCGCCUCGAAAAGUUAUUCCCUUUCUGUAUAUUUUAUGAAAAUCUUUUUCGUGCUUUUUCGGACCUUUGUUUCACUGUUUUGGCUUCUCCUGCUGUUAAUUUUCUGUUGUUUUCAGAUCAAAAAAAAUGUGCGACUUGUUAGAUUCAGAAAUAUGCAAUGUUGUUGGAGCUUCCUUUUUUGAUGAACUUCACUGUGUGUUACCAUUGUGAGUACUGUGACACAUGAGUCAAUCAUUAGUUAAACAUGAGUAGACGUCCCAUCCACGUCAAGCUCCGCCGAUGGCAGCCGAUGAGUUAAAGAUCUGUGUUGUGGAUCUUGACUUGAGGUGGUCUGUUCUUUUAACAAAACAAACAUGUACAAAGGUUAACCCAUUAGAGCACAUUUUGGGUUAUUCAAAACGUUUUGACGUAAAAUUAUAUGGACAACUUACCCUGUCAGAUCUACAUGCAGCAUUGUACUCACACUUUGCAUAAAUCCGUUAAAAUGUUCAACUUUGUGUACAGUCUCCUCUCUUGCAACAGGAGGUCCAAUUUAAUGCAAAAUGACUGCCCGUGUACUGUAUGUAACAGACAUUAUACAUAGGCUACUGCAUGACGCCAGUCCAGUACUAUAAAUGCAUGUACUGACCAUGUAACCGGGUCUUCACAAACGUCAAUGUGUAAGCUUGCGUAACAUAAAUGCGCCCGGAAAAAAGCAUGGGUGUGUAUUGACAAUAAACUGUUCAUAUUGCUCACUGUUGUGUUUAAAAUUCCUUAAAAAAAAUUCCUGUCGCUGCA
Corythoichthys intestinalis (scribbled pipefish) is the source of this 14571-nucleotide messenger RNA. It is a transcript of the gene ralgapa1, whose product is annotated as Ral GTPase activating protein catalytic subunit alpha 1. Gene Ontology annotation, biological process: positive regulation of GTPase activity; regulation of small GTPase mediated signal transduction. Gene Ontology annotation, cellular component: cytoplasm; nucleus. The transcript has 47 exons. Gene Ontology annotation, molecular function: GTPase activator activity. NCBI's taxonomy places the organism in Eukaryota, Metazoa, Chordata, Actinopteri, Syngnathiformes, Syngnathidae. The record is from RefSeq and is a predicted model, not a curated record. Bases 901 to 9234 code for a protein of 2777 amino acids.